AUGCGACCGUCGUUGUGGCUCGUCGCGCUCGGCGCGAGCGCGCUCGGCGCGCCGCGAAGGGAGUACGAUCACCAGAACGACACGUACGCGCCGCGGUUCCGCGAGUUCGUCGCGGCGGCGGACGCGCGCGUCGGAUUGACGCCGUUCUUUUCGCCGGACACGAGCGCGGACGCGAGCGCGUCGCUCGUGCGCGAGGCGAGGGAAAGCGUGGACGUCUUCGCGCCCGCGGUGGAAUCGUGGAGCGGGUGCGGCGCGACGAAAUCGGGGUGCGCGGGAUGCGCGCCGGACCGCGUUCGCGCGAACGAAGCGUUCGUGUUGUUUCGAGAGCUGCUGAACGCGGCGCAUCGAGGCGUGCGGGUGCGGUUGUUGACGAAUCGGUUCGAUAGCGUUCGAGAGUGUGCGGGCGCGGUUUCCGUGCUGAGCUACUUCGCGGAGAAUUUCGACGUGCGCACGUACACCAGUACGACGUUCAUGCACGCGAAGGCGAUGAUCGUCGAUAAUAACGUCACCGCGAUAAGCUCGGUAAACUGGUCGAAGUCGAGUUACUUGGAAAACAGAGAAGCCGGCGUCGUCGCGAGAAGUAAGAGCGUCGCGGAAUUCGCGGGCGAGGUGUUUGAAUACGACUGGAGCGUAGCCGAAGUUUGGCGAAUGCCGGCAAACGAUGGAAUCAGCGAGGAUGAGAUUCAACGAAUGAAAUCGAGCGAGUGGCUCGAGCCUUUUCCGAUACCAUCGAGAAACAUCUCCGCGCCGCAUUACUCGCCGAAGAAACUGCGUGAGACGUGGUGUAAGGGCGCCGCGGUCAAGGUGAGUGUGAGCCCAGACGCAGGCGCGGCGACCAUGCUCGAGGCGAUGAACGCAAGUGCGACGCUGGACAUUUACACAUACCAAAUUACGGACGAUUUCUUCGCGUCAAGGCUAUUGAAACUGGCUGAUGCCGGCGUAAUCGUGCGAAUCGUGUUGUCGCGCGCCAUCUUUUCCGACGUCGAUAGAAAGCUAUCCGCAAGUCUCGUCGACAAGAUGCGCGAGAAUGAAAAAAUCGUAUUUCGCUCAUCGCCGCGAUAUUAUCGUUACGCACAUUUGAAGAUUAUGAUCGUGGAUCGUGGACGCGAGGGUGAACGCGUCGUCUUGGCGACGGGAAAUUUGUCGCCAAGCGAUUUGCCGCUCCCAGUCCGUCCAUUUCUCCCGUUGCACAAGGGCGGUGCAUCCAUCAACCGUGACUUCGAGAUCGUGAUGCACGACGCAAAUAUUGUGGAACAGUUUCAAAACUUAUUCGACGGAGAUAUGGCGUACACCUCGCCGUAUCGCCGACCGUCGAAGUUCUGA
Messenger RNA from Ostreococcus lucimarinus CCE9901, 1323 nucleotides. RefSeq lists its product with no specific name. Lineage: Eukaryota; Viridiplantae; Chlorophyta; Mamiellophyceae; Mamiellales; Bathycoccaceae. Bases 1 to 1323 code for a protein of 440 amino acids. The record is from RefSeq and is a predicted model, not a curated record. Gene Ontology annotation, cellular component: mitochondrion. Gene Ontology annotation, biological process: piRNA processing. Gene Ontology annotation, molecular function: RNA endonuclease activity producing 5'-phosphomonoesters, hydrolytic mechanism. The transcript has 2 exons.